GUAGGAGACAUGACACGCUUGAUAUUGCAUCCACGUCUCUUGUACACAUUGCUUUGCAAAAUAACAUUUCUAAUGUGGAGUGCUAUGGUAAUUGUGAAAUCAAAAUUUCUUGCCCGAGUCUCAAAGUAUUAAAGUAUAAUGCUCCAGUGCCGAAGGAUAUAGUUGUUGAGAAUCUCUUUUCAAUAGAAGUUGUUCGUAUCAACCUUAUUGAUAGCGGUUCAAUCAAACAAAGAGGCAUAAUGUUGCAUGAGGUGAUAAAAAAUGUUCAUCACUCUACAUCAGUUUUGAAGCUAUGCAUGACUUCCAUUUCGGGUCUGUAUCAUGUGGCUCGCAGAAUAAAACUCUCUCCAUUCUCUUUUUAUAAGCUGAAGUCCCUAAAACUGGAAGUAGUAAUUUAUGAAGAGUCUAUGCAAAUGAUGAUGCUAUUGCUCAAGUACUCUCCAAAUCUGGAGGUUCUUAAAUUGUGGUCGGAUGAGAGUGUAGACGAGAGUGUGGAUUGGCAGCUGCUUGAUCUCGAUGAAAGCAUUGUGUGCUUGGAAUCCCAUCUAAAAUCAAUUCAUUUGACUGGUUUCAAAGGUGAAGAAAAAGAGAUAGAACUACUGAAGUUUUUCCUGAAGAAUGCACGAGUGUUGGAAAAACUGAUGAUUUUCUGGGAAAUAAACAUGGAUAAGUCACAAGAAGCAUCAGAGGAAGUCUUGAACUUCCAUAGAACUUCUUCACACGUUGUUCUGACGUUUCUUGAUGCCAAGCCCAAGCAAAGAUCUCAUAACUGGUACAAUAGAUAUUCAAAAUGACUCGACUUAGUCUUAAAGAUUCCAGUCCCAACCAGACUAUAAGCAAUUUCAUGUGGCUGUGAUGCUUAUGAAACUUCAAUUGUGGUUUUCCUUUCCAUGCUUGAACUGCUAUAGAGUAACUAGGAAGGUCAUGUCUUUUUCCUAUGGGAAGUAUCAAGCAGGAUACCAAAAUUCUAGUAUUGUUUUGCUUCGACACUUAAAGAUCCCCUGCUUUGCAAGGUCACUUUGCUGAAGUCUUUAAAUUGUGGCUAUAUGUUGAUAACGAUUUAAUGCAAGUUAUGAUAUUAUUGCUCAAGCAUUCUCCUAAUCUGGAGGUCCUUAAA
Molecule: messenger RNA, 1117 nt
Organism: Solanum lycopersicum (tomato)
Lineage: Eukaryota; Viridiplantae; Streptophyta; Magnoliopsida; Solanales; Solanaceae
Product: F-box/FBD/LRR-repeat protein At3g26920-like
Molecular function (GO): protein binding
Source: RefSeq, a predicted model, not a curated record